AUGAGUUCAUUCCACUGGAAAUUGUUGAAGGAAAAGUUUCUCUCACCAACAGAAACCAUUAAAAAGACUGUAUUUACUAUUAUUAUGGUAAAUGAUGUGUAUGAAAUGCUUCCAGAUAACGAUGGGUUGGGAGGAUUGGCUGAAUUACAAACCAUCAUCGAACAGGAAAAGUUCAAGAGUAGACAUUGUAUUGCCACAUUGAAUGGUGAUUUUAUGAGUGCUUCAACAUUGGCCACUAAGUAUAAGGGAUAUCACAUGAUUGAUAUUUUGAAUCAUAUUGAUUUAGAUUAUGUCACUUUGGGAAAUCACGAAUUUGAUUUUGGAACUCCAAAUGUUUUGGAAAAGGUCAAGGAAUCUAGAUUCAAGUGGAUUUGUUCAAAUGUAGUUUGUCCUGAUGAUCAUAGUAAGGUUUUACCUGGUUUGAUUCCAAAGGUUAUACAUGAAUGUGAUGGUUUUAGAAUUGGUGUUUUCGGUGUUUGUACAAAGAAUACUGAAUACUUGUCAAGACCAGGUACUGAGGCUGUAUUUUUGCCAAGUGUUACUGUUGCAAAUAAGAUGGUUAAGGAAUUGAGAGAGGAAGAUAAGUGUGAUGUUGUCAUUGCUUUGACCCAUCUUACUAUUGGAGAUGAUAGAGAAUUGGCAAGAAAUUGUCCAGGAAUUGAUUGUAUUUUAGGAGGUCACGACCACACACCACAUUCACAAGUACAAGGUAGUUGUUUCAUUCAUAAGGCAGGUCACGAUGCUCAAUAUGUAACCAGAAUUGAUUUGUCCAUUGAAAAGAAACAAACUCCACUCAAUGGAGAAAAUCUUGUCCAACUCAAAGUUUUCCCAGGCUGUAACAUGAUUGUAAACAGAGGUUAUAAACCAAAUCAAAAGGUUUCUGAAAUAAUUGAAAAGUACAUGAAACAAUUACCAGAGGGAAUUAUGGAAGAAAUCGGAUUGACUGUUACUAAAUUGGAUUCUUCAACAGAAAGUGUCAGAUCAAAGGAAACUACUUAUGCAAACUUUAUUGCUGAUAUUUUCUUGGAUUCAUUUGGAGCUGAUUUGGCCAUUAUCAACGGUGGAGGUAUUAGAGGAGAUAGAUUCUAUGAUAUUUCAAAGAGAAUUACUCGCUUGGAUGUAUUGAAGGAAUUCCCAUUCCCUAAUAACAUUUCAUUGGCAGAAAUUAAGGGAAGUGACUUGAUGGAAGUUACAGAACAAGGUGUAGCCAAGGCUGAGUGUGUCAUUGGAUCUUUCCCACACUUUUCAAGAGGAGUUUGUGUACAAUAUGACACUACCAAGCCACCAAUGAAGAGAGUUGCCAAAAUGACUCUCAAUGGUGUCGAUAUUGAUCCUAACAAGGUGUACAAUAUUGCAACAGUAACCUAUAUUCUCAAUGGAGGUGAUGGAUUCAGUGCAUUCACAAAGGCAACACCAAAGGAACAUCCUUUGAAUGGAAAAUCAGUUUAUGAUCUCGUUAUUGAUUGGAUUGAAACUCAUAGAAAGGUUGGAGCCAAGAAGGAAGGCAGAAUUUAUGAUGUUUCAAAGAAGAAUUCUACAGCUGUUUUCAAUUUUUAA
This is a messenger RNA of Naegleria gruberi, 1557 nucleotides long. RefSeq lists its product as uncharacterized. Lineage: Eukaryota; Heterolobosea; Eutetramitea; Acrasida; Naegleriidae. The record is from RefSeq and is a predicted model, not a curated record. Gene Ontology annotation, biological process: nucleotide catabolic process. The coding region runs from base 1 to 1557 and encodes 518 amino acids. Gene Ontology annotation, molecular function: hydrolase activity. The transcript is spliced from 6 exons.